UCCAAAGCCCAACGGGCAUCACCCGACUCCCACGCCUACCCCCAGAAUGUCUGUGUGCUCGCGGGCUACCGUAGUGAGCAGCAUGGACAACACAUCCAGCGGUCUGCACACCGUUAUGAAGUGGAAGACUGUUCUCGCCAUCUUCGUUGUGGUAGUGGUGUACCUGGUCAGCGGUGGCCUUGUCUUCCGAGCUCUCGAACAACCAUUUGAGAGCAGCAAGAAAAGCACCAUAGCCCAGGAGAAGGCGGAUUUCCUACAGAACCACCCCUGCGUCACUCAACAGGAGUUGGAUUCACUAAUAAAGAAAGCCAUUGAAGCCGAUAACGCUGGGGUGAACCCUAUUGGCAACUACUCAAACAGCAGCAGUCACUGGGACCUCGGAAGUGCCUUUUUCUUUGCCGGGACUGUAAUCACUACGAUUGGGUACGGAAAUAUCGCGCCCAGCACCCAAGGCGGGAAGAUAUUCUGCAUUCUUUACGCCAUUUUCGGAAUCCCUCUCUUCGGCUUCCUCUUGGCUGGAAUUGGAGACCAACUGGGAACCAUCUUCGGAAAAAGCAUCGCAAGAGUAGAAAAGGUUUUCAGGAAGAAGCAGGUGAGCCAGACGAAGAUCCGAGUGAUCUCCACCAUCCUCUUCAUCGUGGCGGGGUUCCUGGUCUUUGUGACCAUCCCCGCCGUCAUCUUUAAGCAGAUCGAAGGUUGGACGGAACUGGAGUCCAUUUAUUUUGUGGUCGUUACCCUCUCAACCGUGGGAUUCGGUGAUUUUGUGGCAGGUGGGAACACGGACAUCAUCUAUCGCGAGUGGUACAAGCCCCUGGUGUGGUUUUGGAUCCUGGUCGGUCUGGCGUACUUCGCGGCCGUCCUGAGCAUGAUCGGCGAUUGGCUUCGGGUCAUAUCCAAGAAAACCAAGGAAGAGGUCGGCGAGAUCAAGGCUCACGCGGCGGAGUGGAAAGCCAACGUGACAGCAGAGUUCAGAGAGACGCGGCGGCGGCUCAGCGUGGAAAUCCACGACAAACUUCAGCGAGCGGCCACCAUUAGGAGCAUGGAGCGCAGGAGGCUUGGGCUGGACCAGAGAGCCCACUCGCUGGACAUGCUUUCUCCCGAGAAGCGUUCGGUGUUUGCCGAGCUGGAAACGGGGCGCUUCAAGGCCUCGUCCCAGGAGAGUAUAAACAACAGGCCCAACAACAUGAGACUGAAAGCGGCCGAGCAGUUCAAUUUACACGGACAGGGGGUCUCGGAGGAUAACAUCAUCAAUAAGUUUGGGUCCAACUCAUCCAAGCCGACAAAGAGGAAAAACAGAGACUUGAAAAAAAACCUUCCGGAGGACGUGCGGAAGAUCUACGAGAACUUCAGGAAGUACUCGGUGGAUGAAGAGAAGAGGGAAGACGAGGCCGACAACAUUUCCAACUCUGACACGGCGACCCUGUCUGACUUCAUCCAGCACUCGGUGAUGGAGAACGGGUCCAUACCCUGCGAAACCAAAGAAGAGGAACACGAGAACAAAGCCCUCCUUGAAGAGAAAAACUAAAAAAAAGGGCAGCUUUGGAGAUCAUCGCUCCGUCUCGGCACAAGCUUGGCCUUGGGCCGCGGAGUUGGGAAGAAAAUGGACGUUGUACUUCCCACUCCAAGCCCGGACUUAGUCUGUACUCCGACCGAGCAGUAACCUUUGACCCCUUCUGCGUUGUAGGGUCUCUCCAGCACAGAAGGGGGUUAAAUAUUGUCCUUGUGUGAAAGGAGCUUCACUCAUGGAUCCAGGAGCGGGGGUGAGGCAAGCUCAGCCUUUACGUUUUCAGCUCUUGAUGGAGUACAACCCUUUUAGCCCCCGGGACGGGGCGUUGUACGCCAACAACGGCUGGAAAUCGGCCGGCCGCUCGCUCUCUCGCUUCAGAAACAGACGGACGGAAUUUGGUUUCUUUAAAACGAGUUAUUUAAGACACGUGCCUUAUGCAGACUUUUAAACUACUUGGGAUUCUUUACUCACUGCGUUGAUGAAAUUUACUGUGCCAUAAGAGACUGCCAAAAAAAAAAAAUAAUAAUAACGAGAGGAAAUAAUUAACCCGAGCGGAAGAACAAUCGGGUCGUGCCGGUGGAAGAUUAAUUAAUGUGGCAAUUAUAAAAAAAAAUAAUGGCAGCAUAUUUUGCUCUGUGAUUUAAACAGGGUAGGAACAGGUUAAAUAUAUGCAUUUUGUGGCACAUUGGUAGAAUAAUGAAUAUUUUAAAGAUAUAUAUAUCAUCCUUCUAACCUCCAUAUCAAGCCAGCCGUGACCCGGCUAAAGCUACAUCAGCACACGCCAUGGGAUAACUGUGCUUUUUAACCAAUGAGAGCGCUGCGGUUUUAACGGCAACCAAUGAGGAAAGCUGACACUGACGACGUUCCGACUUGUAGCUCUAGACGAGGCUCUCGAACGUUCUAGGCGUUGAAAAGGUGUCUUUUUAAAGAAUGGGAAGAAUGGUCCAAUGUGUGUGUUUUUUAUACAUAUAUCUUGUAGACACUUUAUAACGCCGACGAAAUUUCAGCCAUUGAUACCGUAACACGGGAAGGAAGCUAGCAUCGCGCAUGCGCUUUGAGAACGCUUCGUAUUUUAAAAGAAAAAUUGUCAAAAAGGUUGAACUAGACCCAAAAACGUUGUGGAUAUCUGCGUCCAAUUCUCAGGGCUUUGUGUCCCUUUCUAUAAAACCAAGGGUUUGAUGGGCACUGUAUAACCCCCCCCAAAACAAAGGUAUUAGAGAGUCUGUGGGAGCAUGAAGGAGUUAAAGGAGUGAAGGAAUGCCAUUUGGUGCCAUUUUAAUUUUUAACUUUUUUAUAUUUCAGUUAGAAAUGUAUUUGUUCUCAAUCACCCGUUUCUAAAAAAAAGAA
Spea bombifrons (plains spadefoot toad) is the source of this 2854-nucleotide messenger RNA. It is a transcript of the gene KCNK10, whose product is annotated as potassium two pore domain channel subfamily K member 10. Gene Ontology annotation, cellular component: membrane. Gene Ontology annotation, biological process: stabilization of membrane potential; potassium ion transmembrane transport. The record is from RefSeq and is a predicted model, not a curated record. The transcript has 6 exons. NCBI's taxonomy places the organism in Eukaryota, Metazoa, Chordata, Amphibia, Anura, Pelobatidae. The coding region runs from base 47 to 1525 and encodes 492 amino acids. Gene Ontology annotation, molecular function: potassium ion leak channel activity.